UUGUACUUGUCACUAAUUUGUCCCCAGUUUGUCUUUGUGUCAGUCUCUUAAUAUGUUUGAACACAUAGGUAUUCAUUCUUUGGGUGUCUUCUGUUUUGGUAUGUUCUAGUUUGAGUUGGUUCACUCUCCAGGUUUGCUAGGUUGUAUCAUUUCACUGGUGUGUGUUACUUCUUUAACUUUUGUGUGUGUGUGUGUGUAAUACUGGGGACAGAAUGCAGGGCCUUGUGCAUGCUAGGUAAGUGCCCUACCACUGAGCUACAUCCCCAGCCCUAUUUGACUUCUUUCUUGAUUUAUCACUUCUAAGUACCUUUCUGAAAAAGUGUAUGAGAGGGAAAUUUUGGGGAGAUUUCACAUUCCUUUUCACACUUAAUUUGUAGGUUCACUCAGUAUAUAUUGGGAAUAAUUUUUCCUUAGGAUCAUUAAAGGACUGACUUAUUGUUUUCUGUCUUCCAAAUGUUGAUAAAUGCAGUACUAUUCUAAUUAUUAUUCCCUUUCUCUUAUUGAUAGUUAUUUGGAUGUUGGACUUCCUGAAUUAGUCUCCUAAUAUUCUCAUAUUUACUUUUCUAUUUUUCAUCUUCUUCCAUCUGGGAGAGUUUCUCAACUGUACUUUUUAAACUAUUUAAAAUAGUUUUUUCCUGCUUUCAUAUUUUUAAUGACCAAGAGCUUUUUCGUUUUAAUAUUCUUCUUUUGACAUCUUUCCAGUUGAAGACUCAAAUUCUUAGUUGUUUGCUCUUUUUAAAGAGUGGGACAUAAAAAGCGGAUUGAAAAGGCUUUUUGAUGGUGGGUGGUGUAUAUUCAUGUGGUUUUCAAUCUACUGUGGUCUGGCCAGGCUAUUACACAGUAAUAUCUAGUACUGGUAGGUAGGUAUUUUUCUCUUACAUAGAUAGGAUUCCCUCAAGGUGUAUAAUAACCUCUUACUCAAGGAUAUAAGCCAGGCUACCAGUUUUCUGGGAGUAGCAGAAAAGGUCUACAGUCUCUAUUUUCAUUGCAUACAAUUAAAAUUAAUUCCUCAGUUUUCAGUAAGGUACCCAAGCUUUUAACCGUCCUAUCCCUAUUUAUCUCCAGUUUGGAUACCACAUAUUGACUGACUAAAGUCUUAACCCAGCUUUGGGGAGAAGCAGUUCCUUUGGGGAGAGAUCUGUUUGCUUCUUAAAAGUCUUUCAUCUCCAUAUUCUGAGUUGCCUAGUGUCAUCAAUUCAAGUUGAGGCUUUUAGGAUUUCUGAGAGGUAAAUCAUUGCUUUACUGAAUUCUUAUUGCUAGUUUGGGAUUCAUCUUUAUUUCAUUUAAGUUAGUUACCUUCCAUGUCAAGGCGUUUCACUUUCCAAAAUUUUUUUUCAUACUCAUUCUUGGAGGUUAUUUUCUUCUAAAAAUUUAUCUUUUACUCUUAUGUUAGCCAUUUCCAAAGGGCACAGAGGCAAUUCUCAUAUAUGCCAUCUUUAACUGAUACUGUGUCUACAUCUGUAUAUUUUUUGUUUUCAGGAUAAAAAGAAAUUUUAAUUCUGUCCAGGAACACUGGAACUGUACAGAUCCUCCUCUUCUUCAUAUCUUUGUUUUCAGCACACAGAGAGGAAAUCAGGGAAGAUGGGGUAAACUAGAAAACUUGUUAUUUAUAUUACAUGAAAUCUAAAUUGAUGUCAUGGUUCAAAACUUCACACAAAAACUUCACAGUUUUUUAAAUGUUUUUGUCCCUGAUUUUAAAACAGAGGUGUGCAUUCUUUUAUGUGUAACAUAUUUUAUACCCAUUUUACUCCAUUGCUAGUAUUACAAGUUAUCUUGAAUGUAUUUGGCUUGGUUUUGAAGAAAGGGGGAAUUUAAUGUUCUUGCUUAUGCCUUCACUCAUUUCAGUUUUCUAGGACUAUUUUGUUUUCAAGUUACUUUCUUUGGAAUUUUCUUCUCUCUUUAAAUGGGUUACUUUAAAAGUUUUGCAUUGUAAAAUUUAUACUGGCUUUAACUUGCCUGUUUCUUACACAUUAAGGAAAAGUUGCUAGAACUGAGCUAGGCAGAUGGUCGGUCAUCCUUCAGAAUUUAGGCUGAACUAAAGUAUUGUUUUGAAGUCUGUUCACCCACAGGCAAAAUUGGUUAUCCUGACAUUACCUCAAAUUCUCCCUGGAUUACUCCAUUCCAGUACUACUCCACCCCCACCCCCCCUUCCUGUGUGGCCUUUCCGACGGCUCUCACCAACACAAAAUCCCUCUUCACGGUAUCCAUUUCCAACAGCUCUUGCUCGUAGGUACUCGGCUCUCACAGUAUAGGUCCUGCGCUCCAAAGUUCAUAGAGACCUCUGCAGUGCUUCUUGGAUCCUCACUAUUCUGUCGGGCUGCCAGACCAGGCGCUCAAAGGUCACAGGCUGGUGGGUUUACCUAGACAACGCUGCAGCCUUUCCAGGCUCAGAGCGACCCGGAGCAAAGCGGGACCACCGCCAGGAGGCGCAGCCCACGGGUGCGCUGUGUGGGGAUGGAGGCUUCGGCCCUGCCCGGGACGCCCGAAGCCGCUCAGCGGAGUUCCACAUACCGGAUGUCACUUCACACCGGCCCAGAGGUCAAUUCGCAUUGGUGCUGGUCCGCAGUUCAUCGGUCUUUUCAGCCAGGAUCUGCCUCACACCUAAAAGAAACCCGGUCGGGCCAGCUCGGACUGGCAGACCCAACGCGCGGGUCUUUCGGAGCCGCCAAUCUUCUGAGCCGCGGGACACGGGAACGCGCGUCGUCCUGCUUUACGGCAAGGGUGCGCGCAUUUGCGGCAGCAUGACGCAAGCAAUUUUUGGCGGGAAAAGUGCUGCAUUUGGAUUCCUGUGGUGGCGGGCAAAGGACACCUUGCCGUGGUGCUCGGUGGAGUCAUGGCAGUGCCCUUUGUGGAAGACUGGGACUUGGUGCAAACCCUAGGAGAAGGUGCCUACGGAGAAGUUCAGCUGGCUGUGAAUAGAAUAACUGAAGAAGCAGUUGCAGUGAAGAUUGUAGAUAUGAAACGUGCCAUAGAUUGUCCAGAAAACAUUAAGAAAGAGAUCUGUAUCAAUAAAAUGUUGAAUCAUGAGAAUGUAGUGAAAUUCUACGGUCACAGGAGAGAAGGCAAUAUCCAGUAUCUAUUUCUGGAGUACUGUAGUGGGGGAGAGCUUUUUGAUAGAAUAGAACCAGAUAUAGGCAUGCCUGAACAAGAUGCUCAGAGAUUCUUCCAUCAGCUCAUGGCAGGGGUGGUUUAUCUUCAUGGCAUUGGAAUAACUCAUAGGGAUAUUAAACCAGAAAAUCUCCUCUUGGAUGAAAGGGAUAACCUCAAAAUCUCUGACUUUGGCUUGGCCACAGUGUUUCGGCAUAAUAAUCGUGAACGUUUAUUGAACAAGAUGUGUGGUACUUUACCUUAUGUUGCUCCAGAACUUCUUAAGAGAAAAGAAUUUCAUGCAGAACCAGUUGAUGUUUGGUCCUGUGGAAUAGUGCUUACUGCAAUGUUGGCUGGAGAAUUGCCAUGGGACCAGCCCAGUGACAGUUGCCAGGAAUAUUCUGAUUGGAAAGAAAAAAAGACAUACCUCAAUCCUUGGAAAAAAAUUGAUUCUGCUCCUCUAGCUCUACUGCAUAAAAUCCUAGUUGAGAAUCCAUCAGUAAGGAUUACCAUCCCAGACAUCAAAAAAGACAGAUGGUACAACAAACCACUCAAGAAAGGGGCAAAGAGGCCUCGAGUCACAUCAGGUAGUGUGUCAGAGUCUCCUGGUGGAUUCUCUAAGCACAUUCACUCCAAUUUGGACUUCUCUCCCAUAAGCAGUGCUUCUAGUGAAGAAAAUGUGAAGUAUUCCAGUUCCCAACCAGAACCACGUACAGGUCUUUCCUUAUGGGACACCAGUCCGUCAUACAUUGAUAAACUGGUGCAAGGGAUCAGUUUUUCCCAACCGGCAUGUCCUGAUCAUAUGCUUCUAAAUAGUCAAUUACUUGGCACCCCAGGAUCCUCACAGAACCCUUGGCAACGCUUGGUCAAAAGAAUGACACGAUUCUUCACCAAAUUGGAUGCAGACAAAUCUUAUCAAUGCCUGAAAGAGACUUGUGAGAAACUGGGCUAUCAAUGGAAAAAGAGUUGUAUGAAUCAGGUUACUGUAUCAACAACUGACAGGAGAAAUAAUAAACUGAUCUUCAAAGUGAAUUUGGUAGAAAUGGAUGAGAAGAUUUUGGUUGACUUCCGACUUUCUAAGGGUGAUGGAUUGGAGUUUAAGAGACACUUCCUGAAGAUUAAAGGGAAGCUGAGUGAUGUUGUGAGCAGCCAGAAGGUUUGGCUUCCUGCCACAUGAUUGAUCCAUUAUCUCUGGGGAUUCCUGGUGAAUAUAGUGCUGCUAUGUUGACAUUAUUCUUCCUAGAGGAGAUUAUCCUAUUCUGCAAACUGCAAACAAUAGUUCCUGAAGAAUUCUCUUCCCCUUUAUCCAAACAUCUUCCCAAUUCAUUGUGUAUGUUUUGCAUACAAAUAAUUACUAUAUCUUAAUUGUAAUAAUUUGGGGGAAGGGAUGGGUAGAAUUCAUUAGAUAUUUCUUUAGCAGUGUUCAGUAUCUGGAUUUGAAAUCCAUCUGGUGGAAACCAGGUUUUGGGAUACAUGAUUUUACCAGCUUUUAUACCAACAUAAUAUCCCAUUUUUACCAAAACAUUUUGUUUCAUCCAAAAGUACCUUGAUUUAAUUACAAGAAUAAAUUAGCAAAGACUAACCCUUGUAACUUUUGGAUACAAAAGUAGAUUUAUCAGUCUGUGAGGUGAAGCCAGCUUCAAAAAAUGUAUCCCCAGAUCUGUACUUACAUUUUCAAAAGGGUCUGACCAGUUAUACAUACCUGUUUUUGAGUUAUAAUGAUUAAUUAAAAUUGCAAGUCAGUGUUUUUUCUGGUGUAGCUAGUAACAUAUAAAAUGCUAAUUGGUCUUCAAGAAGUUGAGCAUAAAUUGGUAGUGCUUAACUAACUUUCCUCAAAAAAUUAAUAUUGCACAUCUUAAGUAUUUUCUAUAUUAUUUUCUACUUUCACAGCCAUAUUUUAAUUCUUUACUAUGGAAAUAAAUUCUAUUUUGAAAAUGAAUACUUAACUCUGUGAACUUAUUGGUGACCAGGCUUCUAGGUAAUAAGGGGGAGGGAAGAAUAUAGAAGCUAUCAUAGAAAUAGGUCUGGUUCCUGCUUUCUUAACUGUUAGAUUUACUAAAACUUCAUUUUUUAAAUAAAAUUUAUAUUAACUUAUGAAUAAAUGGUUGGGAUCCUAUAUUCCUUUUAUGUGAUUAAAAAAUAAUCACUUAUCUCAGUCUGAACAACAUGUAAAAUUUUAUGGUUAGAGUUUAUCACAUAUCAGUGUAUACUGACAUUGUUUUAAUAGCAGCAUACCCAGAGGAGGAAAA
Molecule: messenger RNA, 5336 nt
Organism: Sciurus carolinensis (gray squirrel)
Lineage: Eukaryota; Metazoa; Chordata; Mammalia; Rodentia; Sciuridae
Gene: Chek1
Product: checkpoint kinase 1
Exons: 13
Coding region: 2834-4264 (476 amino acids)
Biological process (GO): mitotic G2 DNA damage checkpoint signaling; protein phosphorylation
Cellular component (GO): cytoplasm; nucleus; site of double-strand break
Molecular function (GO): ATP binding; protein serine/threonine kinase activity
Source: RefSeq, a predicted model, not a curated record